Molecule: messenger RNA, 276 nt
Organism: Arxiozyma heterogenica
Lineage: Eukaryota; Fungi; Ascomycota; Saccharomycetes; Saccharomycetales; Saccharomycetaceae
Gene: NHP6A
Product: high-mobility group nucleosome-binding protein
Exons: 1
Coding region: 1-276 (91 amino acids)
Molecular function (GO): DNA binding, bending
Source: RefSeq, a predicted model, not a curated record
AUGGUCGAACAAAGAAAGAAAUCUUCCAGAAGAAAGAAGGAUCCAAAUGCUCCAAAGAGAGCCUUAUCUGCCUACAUGUUCUUUGCCAACGAAAAUAGAGAUAUUAUUAAAUCUGAAAACCCAGAUGUCUCCUUUGGUCAAGUUGGUAAAUUAUUAGGUGAAAAAUGGAAGGCUUUGUCUCCAGAGGAAAGAGAACCAUAUGAAGCCAAGGCUAAAGCUGACAAGAGAAGAUAUGAAUCUGAAAAGGAAUUAUAUCUUGCUACUAAACAAAGUUAA